AUGCCAAAGACAGUAAAUUCGCAUGAUAAUCAAAUGGGUAUAAAGAAAAAGCAGAUGAACUAUGAAAGUAGCAGCGAAUUCAAAAUAGAAUUCUAUAGUGUUUUGUUGGAUUCUGGCGAGAAGAAAAUUAUGCCGCCGCCGUUGCUUCUCAUUCACGGCCAGCAAACGGCACCUCUGCGCUUUGAGCAGUUCAACAGGCUAUCUAAUCUGUCAGAAUUUUUGCAGCCUGAAGGAGCAGCCUGCCACAACUAUCUAAUCCAGUAUGCCCUGGCCCUGACGUUGAAAGAGAGCUUCAAAAUAUAUUGUGCUAUCAAUGACGGGAUCAUUAAUCUUGUCGAUAUGUUUUUCGACAUGGCCAAAUAUGAUGCUGUCAAAGCUCUUGACAUUUAUAAAAGAGCUGGACAACAGGCUGAACAUCUAGCUGAAUUUUAUAGCUUCUGCAGAACAUUGGAUCUUGCUCGGACGUUUCAGUUUCCCGUCUUGAGACAGCCUCCUCCCUCGUUCCUUUCAACUAUGGAGGAAUACAUCAAGGAAGCACCGCAGACAGGUUCUAUGUCGAAGAAGAGACUGGAGUAUCGAGAAACAGAAGAGGAACCUCAAAAACGUGAAGAACUCACCACUAAAGAAGAAGAAAAACAAGUUGAAGAAGUUGAGAAUAAAGAAGAACAGGUUGAUGAACAAGAGGAACCUCAGACUAAGAAUGAAGAUGAAAUUCCUCAAUUAAUAUCCACGGACGAGCCUGUUGAUUUGCUGGGCUUGAAUGAAGUAAAUCCAAAAGCUGUAGAAUUAGAGGAAAACAAUGCACUAGCUCUUUCCAUUAUUCAACCAGGUAAUAACUCGACUUUACCUAGUAAUGCAUUGAGUGAAAUCGGAAAAACUUCAGGAUGGGAGUUAGCACUAGUUACCGCUCCAAGCAACCACACAAGCCAAACAGCCGAAACCAAAUUGGCUGGCGGGUUCGAUAAGCUAUUACUCGACAGCUUGUACGAAGAUGAUGCUUCGCGUAGACAGAUACAGCUACAGAAUGCAGGUUAUAGUGCAGGAUACGGAUACGAAAUGACAGCACCAAAUCCAUUUGAGCAACACGACCCUUUUGCCAUGUCGAAUAACAUUGCACCGCCAAUAAGUGUGCAGAUGGCAAUGAUGUCCCAACAAGAACAAAUGAUUAUGCAUCAGCAGCAACAAAUGCCACAAAUGGUAUCCCCAAACCCUUUUGGAGAUCCAUUCAUCUAUUCACCAAGUUCAAUACGUCCACUGGGAAACCAUACAUUACUUUAGACGUCAAUUUUUUUUUUUUUUUGUUUUUUUUUUUCACUUUUAUUCAUUCAUAUUCUUUGAUUCUUUGUGAGAAGCUGGACAAAAGUUUGUCUUUUGGUAACUUGAAUAUGUUAUCUCUUGAUCCAUUUUUCA
Molecule: messenger RNA, 1410 nt
Organism: Olea europaea var. sylvestris
Lineage: Eukaryota; Viridiplantae; Streptophyta; Magnoliopsida; Lamiales; Oleaceae
Product: putative clathrin assembly protein At5g57200
Exons: 12
Coding region: 1-1278 (425 amino acids)
Biological process (GO): vesicle budding from membrane; clathrin coat assembly; clathrin-dependent endocytosis
Cellular component (GO): clathrin-coated pit; clathrin-coated vesicle
Molecular function (GO): clathrin heavy chain binding; 1-phosphatidylinositol binding; SNARE binding
Source: RefSeq, a predicted model, not a curated record